Molecule: messenger RNA, 1773 nt
Organism: Anthostomella pinea
Lineage: Eukaryota; Fungi; Ascomycota; Sordariomycetes; Xylariales; Xylariaceae
Source: the annotation of a GenBank genome assembly
AUGUCAGGGUUGGAAGUAGCCGGCCUGGUUCUCGGGGCCUUGCCCUUGGUCAUCACCGCCCUGGAACACUACGAGUCGAGUAUCGACCAUGCCAAAGCCUUCUACAAGUACGAAUAUGAAUUGGAGAGGACCAUGAGCGAGCUAUGGAUGGAACACCUGAACUACGACAUGACCUUGAAGACGCUUCUGAUGGGCAUUACGAGUCCGCUUGAACUCGAAGAGAUGAUGAACCAGCCCGACAGCCCCCUGUGGAAAAGCAACGAAUUGGCUGCUGAACUGCAAGACAAGCUUGGUGUGGCGUACAAUGCGUACCUUCAUAUCAUUAAACAGAUGGAAAAGCAAGUUAAGGACUUGUUCAAUGCUUUGAGCAUUGAUCGACAACCUUUGAAUGCGGACGAUCUCGAAUCCCUCAUUAAAGCUGUCGGUCAACCGGCCGUGAACCGAAACAGCAUCUCCAAGUUCGAGUUCCGGCGGCGCGUCAAGUUCACCUGGAACAAAAAGAAAAUCACGAGGCUACUUGGGGAGGUUGAAGACUGCAAUAAGCGACUGGAGUUGUUCAUUGAGAAGGCCGAGAAAAUGAACCAGUCCACAGCUACUACAGGCAAAAGCGGACCUAAAUCAACUUUGGCUAUCCCUUUACAGAUGAUCCACGAUUACGCAGGACGACUACAUGACGUUUUCUCCAGAGCCUUGAAUGGCUGCACGCAGCAUUCACAUCAUGCCAGUCUACUGCUAGAACAUCGCAUGAUCCGCGCUCAGAAGAAAAAGGGGUUGAAACACGUCGCAAAGGACGAGGAUCAAACCUUUCUAGUAUCUUUCCAAAGUCCCUCUAACCCAAAAGCCUGGCAUAACGCGGAAAUCCAGAUAUCCAAGGGCGACAACUCUCAAGCUAACCUACUAGGACCGAGAGCUACACAACCCAAGGUCAAAUUCGCAAUGCCACCCUCAGUGGGAGGCAAUGUCGUCGCCACCCUUAGCACUCCGCCAGUGCCACUGCCACUGGCCCAAGCUCAUAUCAUCAGUGAUCUCUGCUCCACUUUGCAGAGCCGAGAGAAGCAGCUUACGUGCUCCGGGUUCUGGCUUGACAUCCAAGGCAUUCUUCGGGGGACCUACCAAGCCCCGGAUCGCCCGUCCCGUCCUACGGGUGCUAUCAUCACACUCGAGGAUCUGCUCGUGGCUUCCAAAUCGGCAGAGUGGAAACCGCUGACGCAAGAAGACCGACACGUGCUCGCAAUCACGCUAUCUUCGUCCUUCCUGCAACUACAUAAGACACCCUGGCUCGGAAAUAAAUGGGACAAGAAAGCCAUAUUCUUCUCAAGGACGGCAAACGACCAGCACCGCAUCGACGUGCGCCACCCGUUCAUCACCAAGACCUAUGCCGCUCCUACUCAUUUGACCACUUCGGCCACGAUACCACUUAGUACGGCAACCCCAGCUGCACCCCGCGACAACACCAACCUCCUCACCUUAGCCCAGAUACUGCUGGAGGUCCAUUUAAAAGACCGUUUAGAGAACAAGCGGCGAGAUGAUGACCUGGGUCCCGAUGACGUCCCCAACGCAGCAGGCGACUUGCAGACGCUGCAACGGUGGAUUAUGGAGCAGCAGGAGAACCUGUCGUUCGAGCUCAAGGAUGCCGUGCUGUACUGCAUGAAAUGCUCUAUAGACCCCACGACCGACCUGGGGGAUCUCGGCGUCAGACAGGGUGUUGUGGAUAGCGUGGUCGCACCGUUGCUGGAAGAGCUUUAUACGUUCCGGGAGGGUCAUGACAGAUAG